Gadus morhua (Atlantic cod) is the source of this 778-nucleotide messenger RNA. RefSeq names its product galactose-specific lectin nattectin. The coding region runs from base 70 to 579 and encodes 169 amino acids. The record is from RefSeq and is a predicted model, not a curated record. The transcript has a single exon. Lineage: Eukaryota; Metazoa; Chordata; Actinopteri; Gadiformes; Gadidae.
GAGAGCCUUCCUCACUACCUCUUCACACAUUUCCAGACACAUCUCAAUAGAGAGUGAAAGAGUCCAGCAAUGUUCUUGCGCUCCGUUCUCCUGUGUGGCCUGCACGCCCUUGCCCUGGCAGGUCUGCUUACCGAGCCUUCAACUGACUCCAAGGUGAAGCUUGAGCGCGGCUCCUGUCCGUUCUUCUGGUAUGACUCUGGCACCGACUGCUACAAAUAUGUUUCCGGCCAAAUGACCUGGGCCGAUGCUGAGCUCAACUGCCAAUCUUUGGACGCAAACCUGGUCUCUAUCCAUAGCGCCAGCGAAAUGAUCUUCAUUACCGCGCUGAUAGAGGGCUAUGACCCAACCAAAGGGCGCCACUGGAUAGGAUUCAGUGAUUUGCAAAAAGAAGGCUCCUGGAUGUGGAGCGACGGGUCCCCAAGAGACUUUGCUGCUUGGUUCCCGAACCAGCCAAACAACGAGGCUGGAGUGCAACAUUGUGGCGAGAUAGCAUUUUGGAAGCUGGAAGCUGAUUGGAAUGAUGCGCAGUGCAGAACGGUUGCUUCUUCUGUUUGUAAACUUCGUAAAACCUGUCCAUAGGGUCUAAUACUGUUUAUUUGAACCAUAACAAUAAAAAUAUGACUAAUCAAAAGAAUAUCUUUUCAUGCUGGAUUUACUGAGAUUGCUUUACAAACAAGAGGUGGAUGAAACUGAAUGUUUUCAGUUUUCAUUAAUUGUUUAUAAUAAUGUUACACAAUUUAUUUUGAACAUUAUUAAAGGUUCUAUGGUAUAAAAAAUU